AAUCUCAAACCACCAACACAGACAUUUGCAGAAUCAAUUGUCUGAUUCAUAUUCUGACGGUAUCUCAAUCUGCAUAUCUUUGAUUUCCAAGAAUAAUCGAAGCUGAAUUCAAUCAAAUGGCUUCGUCUGCUGCCGCAUUAUCAUCAGCAAGCAGCUGUAGCACGAACAUGAGGAUACAAUUCUUCAACAACAAUCGCUAUAAGAAACAGCAGAAGCAAAAUGUUAAUUUCUUCAAAGUUCGAGCUUCCUCCAAUGAAGAAGAGGACUGCAAUACUGAAGAAUGCGCCCCCGACAAAGAGGUUGGGAAAGUGAGCAUGGAAUGGUUAGCCGGGGAGAAAACCAAAGUGGCUGGAACAUUCCCACCUCGUAGGCGUGACUGGAGCGGUUAUGUGGAGAAGGACACUGCUGGGCAGACUAAUAUAUAUUCAGUUGAGCCUGCAGUUUACGUGGCAGAGAGUGCAAUCAGCUCCGGGACUCCAGGUACAUCUGCUGAUGGAGCCGAGAAUACAGCAGCACUAGUUGCUUUCGGAGGCCUUAUCGCCGUUGCUGCUGCAUCUGUGGUACUCUUUCAAGUAGGGAAAAACCCACCUCAAGUACAAACAUUAGAUUAUUCCGGUCCGUCACUUAGUUACUACAUUAGUAAAUUCAAACCCAUGGAAAUUGUCGAAGUUUCAGUGCCAAUAGAAACCGAAACGUCUGAACAGCCACAGAGCUCUACCCCACAAGUAGAUUCAGAGGUUUCAGAAACCGAUAUCCCAACUGCAGCUGAACAGCCAGAGAGCUCUACCCUGCAAGUAGUUUCAGAAACCGCGACUUCAAUUUUGGCUGAACAGCCAGAGAGCAGUCUGCCACAAGAUUCAGAGGUUCAGGUUGUAUCUGAAUAAGGUAUUACUUUGGUACUUACUAAUAUGCUAGUUUUUGUUAUAUGUACUGGUGAAGUUUGAAUGUAUGUAUGGUUUUCACUGAGUUGUAUACUUUGUGCUACAGACGAAUUUAUCAUACCAUUUUCUCAUUAAUACAAAGUAGGUAUGUGUGGUUGUCGAUCUUA
Cynara cardunculus var. scolymus (artichoke) is the source of this 1048-nucleotide messenger RNA. RefSeq names its product protein MAINTENANCE OF PSII UNDER HIGH LIGHT 1. The record is from RefSeq and is a predicted model, not a curated record. The transcript has 3 exons. Gene Ontology annotation, cellular component: chloroplast thylakoid membrane. Gene Ontology annotation, biological process: regulation of protein complex stability. NCBI's taxonomy places the organism in Eukaryota, Viridiplantae, Streptophyta, Magnoliopsida, Asterales, Asteraceae. Bases 117 to 884 code for a protein of 255 amino acids.